UUAAUUACAAUAUUUUUUUAAUUAACAUAAAACAUUUGUUUCUGUAUUUACACUUCUAUAAAUGAUCAGUCUAAGUACUAAGCAUUAUAGCCAUCCCAAGUCCCAGUCCAGACCUAUAGGUGGUGCUAAUUCGCAUCGAUGUUGUCAACAGAGGUGAAACACUAACUCUCCUCCGCGCCGCUAGCGGGCGCUCUUCUGUAGAAACGUCACCGGAAGCUCGUGACCAGAAGCGACAACAAAAGAGCCUGACUUUAGGAAGCAGCCAUUAAUCCAACGAAAUUCAUAUAUUUUGCGGCACAAAUUGUGUUGUUUGCACUACUACAUUGAGUUGACAUUUUAUUUAUUGGUAAAAUGGGAAGAAGCCGGAGUCGAUCUCCUCCAAGACGAGCAGAGAGACGGCGUUCCCGCUCAGCUUCCCGGGAACGUGAGCGGAAGCGAAGGGAAAGGGAACGCUCUCGUUCUCGAGAUCGGGAUCGAGAGCGUCGGAGAAGCCGCUCACGAUCUCCUCACAGGAGACGUUCAAGCAGGUCUCCCCCCCGACGCCAUCGCUCCUCCUCCUCCCCCUCUGAGGAGCGCAAAGAUUCUAAGGAAAAGUCAGCGAAGCCCAUCACGAUCUCAGCGGAAGACAUGGAGGGCAAAACAGAAGAGGAAAUUGAGAUGAUGAAACUGAUGGGAUUUGGUUCCUUUGAGACCAGCAAGGGGAGGAAAACUGAUGGAUCAGUCAAUGCGUUUGCUAUCAAUGUGAGCAUGAAGAGAAAAUACAGGCAGUAUAUGAACAGAAAAGGUGGGUUCAACAGACCACUGGACUUCAUUGCCUGAAAGUGUCAACGACUCAUUCUGAUACCCGAGAAGCUCCGUUCUCCUCUCCAUGGUAGUUGUAUUGAUAUAUACAACUACCAUCACAUGAUAUUGUGUUAUUUCAAACCUGUUUUGUGUUAUGCAACAAUUGUGUAUAUACUUUCCUCCUUUUUUUUGAAGAAGUUAGUCACCUACCAAUACUCAGCUUUGUCGGAAAAUGGACUGGAGUAACAAUGCCGUUGGCUUUGUGUUCUUGAGGUGUGUGUGUUUGGAGUUUUAUUUGAAAUAAAAAUAAUUUUAAAAAUG
Messenger RNA from Anarrhichthys ocellatus (wolf-eel), 1104 nucleotides. It is a transcript of the gene snrnp27, whose product is annotated as small nuclear ribonucleoprotein 27 (U4/U6.U5). Lineage: Eukaryota; Metazoa; Chordata; Actinopteri; Perciformes; Anarhichadidae. Gene Ontology annotation, cellular component: precatalytic spliceosome. The record is from RefSeq and is a predicted model, not a curated record. The coding region runs from base 352 to 819 and encodes 155 amino acids. The transcript has 6 exons. Gene Ontology annotation, biological process: RNA splicing.